CCCCCAACAUCAACAAAUCUCCUUCCUUGACAUGCCUUUUCUCCACGUGUGGGACGUGAACGGCGGGCGGGUCGCCGCGGGAGCGAAUACGAAAUGACGGUCGAAAAUAUGGAGACAGUCCUGAACCGGCUGCUGGUUGCUGACAAUAAUGUUAUUCAGCAGGCCACCGAGGAGCUGAAGACGCUGCUGCAGCAGCCGGGCGCUGUGGAACAGCUGUGCGCCGUGCUGGGCACAUCCUCCAGUCCGCAGGUUCGCCAGUAUGCCGCCGUCAUCCUCCGCAAGCGGCUCGCCAAGGCGCGCAUGUGGGCCAAGCUGGGCGACCAGUUUCAGAACAGGCUGAAGGAGGAGAUCCUGCGCGUGCUGGCCGCCGAGCCGGAGCGCUUCAUCAAGAGCUCGAUCGCCCAGGUGGUGGGAACCAUAGCCAAGCACGAGCUGCCGGAACAUCGGUGGCCGGCACUGCUCGACUUCCUCUCGCAGACCAUGACAUCGGAGAGCCUGCAGGAUAAGGAGCUGGGAAUCUACACGCUGAGUAUCAUCAGUCAGAGCUGCGCCGAGCAGCUGUGUCCGCACGUCGCCACGCUGCUGAACCUGUUCGGUCUGCUGCUGGCCACGCCCAGCCCGGCCGUCCACUACCACGUCAUCCUGGCCAUGACCAACCUGACGCCCGUCAUGAGCAGCGACCAGCUGACCGGCUUCCAGGCGCUGCUGCCGCCCGUGCUGCGCUCCAUCAGCGGCCUGGCCGGGCACGACGAGGACCAGGCGAUGGAGGCGCUGGACCUGGUGGACGCCCUGGUGGAGCAGGAGGUGGCCAUCCUGGUACCCCACGUGCCGGCCGUGGUCGAGCUGUGCCUCCGACUGGCGGCCGACGCCAAUCUGGGCGAGCCGCUGCGCUGCAAGGCGCUCCACUGCAUCGACUGGAUGACGAGGCUCAAAAAGAAGGUGAUCACCAAGCACAAGCUGGUGGAGCCGAUUCUGUCGGUGGUGAUGCCGCUGCUGUGCACCAAGUCUGACGACGAUGAGGACGACUCUGAGGUCACGGAGGAGAGUAACACCCUGGUGACGGCCUCCACCCGGCUCAUCGACUCGCUGGCCAUCAACCUGCCGCCCGAGAAACUGCUGGCGCCGCUGUUGCAGCACGUGCAGCUGCUGCUGGAGAGUAACGACGAGUACCAGCGCAAGGCGGCCUUCCUGGCGCUGGCCAUGACCGCCGAGGGGUGCUCGGAGCGCGUGCGCACCAAGUACCUGGCCGGCUGGCUGCAGCACGUCUGCGCCGGCAUCCAGCACCCGAGUACAGUGGUGCGCAACGCGGCGCUGUUCGCGCUCGGACAGUUCGCCGAGCAUCUGCAGCCGGACAUUGCCAAGUACUCGACGGAGCUGAUGCCGGUGCUCUUCACCUACCUUGCCUCCAUCACCAGCACUCUGCAGUCGGGCGGGAAGGAUCCACCAGGCUGCGACCGCAUGUUCUACGCGCUGGAGACGUUCUGCGAGACGCUGGGCGAGGACGUGAUGCAGUACCUGCCGCCGCUGAUGCAGAACCUGCUGCAGCUGCUGCAGCUGCCCGGCGACGGCCACCAGCACGUCCGGGAGCUGGCCAUCAGCGCGGUGGGCGCGCUGGGAAACGCCGCCAGGGAGGGCCUGGUGCCCUACUUUGAACCGGUGAUGAUGGCGCUGCGCCAGUACCUGCUGGCUGAGAGGAGCGGCGAGAACGGAGAGUUGCAGGUGCAGGCGCUCGACACCCUCGGCGUGCUGGCCAAGACGAUCGGGCCGGCCACGUUCGGGCCGCUCUGCGGCGAGUCGAUGACGCUGGGCAUCUCGCUGGUGGAGAAACACGACGAUCCAGACAUGCGGCGCGCCGCGUACGGCCUGUUCGCCUCCGUCAGCACGGUGAUGAAGGAACAGAUGCAGAGCUACCUGCCCAAAAUCACCGAGUGGAUGUGCGAGACGCUGGCCAGCAUCGAGGGCGUCACGCUGCAGUACCGAGACGAGGAGGGCACCGCGCCGGCCGUCCUCGAACUGUUUGAGGACGUCUCGGCCGGCGAUGAGGACCUCGAGGACACGGCCGAUGAGGACGAUGACGAUGAGGACGUCACAGGGUACAACGUGGAGAACAGCUACCUGGACGAGAAGGAGGACGCCCUCAACUCCCUGCGCAUCCUGGCGGAGGAGUGCGGCCCCGUCUUCCUGCCACACCUGGAGAAGUGUUUCGACGAGACGUACAAGCUGCUCAUCCACCCGCAGGACGACAUCCGGAAGGCGGCCGUGGACGCGCUGGCUCAGUUCUGCGUGUCGCUGUCGCGCUCAGACGCCGUGGAAGGUCUGCAGCAGGCGCUCUCCGUGUUCGUGCCCAAGAUGCACGAGCUGGUGAAGACAGACGACGAGGCCAUCGUGGUGAUGUCGGCACUCGAUGGGUACGCCGAGGUGCUCAAGGCCGUCGGGCCGCCCGUGCUGAAGGGAGAGGGACACCUCGACGCCAUCCUCAACUCGGUUCGCGACGUCAUGGCUUACAAGACGGCCUGUCAGGACCAGCGGGAGUCGGACGAGGACGACUCCGAGUACGACGAGAUGCUGAUCGAGUACGCCGGGGACGUGGUGCCCAGCCUGGGUCGCGCCCUGCCCACCCAGCAGUUCAUCCAGGUCUUCAUGGACCUCUACCCGCAGCUCCUCAACAAAACGAAGCGGACGCGUUCGGACACGGAGCGCUCGUUCGCCGUCGGCUGUCUGGCCGAGUGUCUCGAGUUUCUCGGCGAGGAGGCCGUGCGGCAGCUGUUCGCCCAGCUGCUGGCCAUCUUCCUGGCGGCUGCUGGAGAUGCCGACUCGGAUGACGUUCAGAGUAACGCCGUGUUCGGCCUGGGCGAGCUGGCGCGUCGCGCCGGCGGUGAGACGUCCCGCUCCGAGUUCCCGGCCAUGCUGUCCGCGCUGUCGGGAGCGCUCGGCUCCACCAAGAAGCACCGGACGCGCGACAACAUCUGCGGGGCCGUGGCCCGGCUGAUCCUGGUCGACACGGACGCUGUGCCCAUGGAUCAGGUGUUCCCCGUAUUCGUGUCCUGUCUGCCGCUGCGCGAGGAUUUCACGGAGAACGAGACGGUGUUCCGGUGUCUGGCGCACCUGUACGGUCGGCGCCACCCGUGUCUGGGCGGCCACAUGGCAGAGCUGCUGAGCUGCGCGGCCACCAUCCACGCCACGCGGCAGGAGAAGGAGGGAGAGACGGCCACUCUGGUGCGCGAGUUCGUGCUGAGUGUUCGCCGCGACUUCCCCGACCAGUACUCGGGCCUGGUGCCCACGCUGCCGGCCGAGUUGCAGAACAAGCUGGCCGCCAUCAGCUGAUGGCCGCGGCCGACUGGUCACCGACAGUGCCCCCACCAGACCGCCGCUAACACCGCCGCGCCAGCGGUAACCGAAUCAACUGAAACGGAGCCACGACGAGCCGCGCCCGGACAGAGUUUGUGAGUGCUGCCGCCGUGUCUCCGUACUCUAUGAAUGGGUACACGGGCGCGACGGUGUCUGUGAUCCUGAUCUGAUCAGUUUCCUACGCAGAUGAGUUCACAUCGGAUAAAAGGGUAGGUAUACAUAACGUAUAGUAUUCACACGCCCGCUAAACAGUGACCACAUCUGCUCGGAUCCGUGUCCGGUCGUGUAACAUGCCUACUAAGCAAGAAAAAGUUAUGUUUCACUUUUCUGGGGACUAGUCUAACGGGCUGCAGCCUAUGCGUCACACUUGUUUUCGUGUGACUGUUGUCUGGUGCGUGUUUGUUUUGGGGAGGAGGGGGCAGAAGUGUUACCAAGCGGAAUAGUCACGGGCCCAGGCCAGCGGCGGAGGCCCGGUCACUGCCGGAGUCCCCGAUACGGGCCGUGGGAGCCGCGUCCUCGGAUAUACGGGCGUUGCUGAGCGUUUUGAUGGCGCAUUUGAUAGUUUUACAUUUUAUGGCGGUGCGAAAUGCGCGCCGCUGAUUUGUCAAUAAACGACAGUGUUGCUA
Messenger RNA from Amphibalanus amphitrite, 3974 nucleotides. RefSeq names its product importin-4-like. Gene Ontology annotation, cellular component: cytoplasm; nucleus. Gene Ontology annotation, molecular function: small GTPase binding; nuclear import signal receptor activity. NCBI's taxonomy places the organism in Eukaryota, Metazoa, Arthropoda, Thecostraca, Balanomorpha, Balanidae. Gene Ontology annotation, biological process: protein import into nucleus. The transcript is spliced from 18 exons. Bases 94 to 3324 code for a protein of 1076 amino acids. The record is from RefSeq and is a predicted model, not a curated record.